Messenger RNA from Anolis carolinensis (green anole), 3688 nucleotides. It is a transcript of the gene baiap2l2, whose product is annotated as BAR/IMD domain containing adaptor protein 2 like 2. Gene Ontology annotation, cellular component: cytosol; nucleoplasm. Gene Ontology annotation, molecular function: protein binding. The transcript is spliced from 14 exons. Gene Ontology annotation, biological process: plasma membrane organization; actin filament bundle assembly; actin crosslink formation. The record is from RefSeq and is a predicted model, not a curated record. Bases 72 to 1565 code for a protein of 497 amino acids. NCBI's taxonomy places the organism in Eukaryota, Metazoa, Chordata, Lepidosauria, Squamata, Anolidae.
UUUUUAUCUUCUCGACGUUUCCAUUCGUUGUGUGAAAGUACUGCCAGGACCCCGUCGAAAACUUGGAGGGAAUGGAGCAAUCCUACAGAUCGACCAUCUCUAUCUAUAAGAGUAUUCUGGAGCAGUUUAACCCAACUCUGGAGAAUCUGAUCUAUCUUGGCAACAAGUAUGUGCGAGCUUUUCGUGCGUUGUCAGAAGCUGCAGAAGUCUAUUUCUCAGCAAUCCAAAAGAUUGGGGAACAAGCCCUACAGAGCUCCACCUCACAAAUACUGGGUGAAAUAUUGAUACAGAUGUCUGACACCCAAAUGCACUUGAACCGCAACCUGGAAGUAGUAGCACAAACCUUCCAUGUGGACCUACUGCAGCAUAUGGAGAAAAACACCAAGCUGGACAUGAACUUCAUCAAUGACAGUCGGCAACGAUACGAGAAGGAAUACCGGCGCAGAGCUGCCAACAUAGAUAAAUGCAUGUCGGAUCUCUGGAGAAUGGAGAGAACUCGAGACAAGAACACCCGGGAAAUGAAGGAGAACAUGAUGCACCUGCACACAGAGAUGGAAGCUUUUGUCAAUGAGAGUCAACAGUCUGCUGAAUUGGAGGAGAAACGGCGUUAUCGUUUCCUAGCAGAGAAGCACCAGCUUCUCUCCAAUACUUUCCUGCAGUUCUACACCAGGGCCCGGACCAUCCUUCAGAACAAGGUACCACUGUGGAAGGAGCAGCUGGAGGCCACCCGCAAUCCUGCCCAGAACUUGCUUUCCACGGUCCACAGCCAGGGUCACCCAAGUGGCCGUUUGACUCCCACCCACAUGGAGAUGCCCCAAAGGCCCCUGAGUGAUUUCAGUUCUGUAACGGCAGGACGAAGUCUCAGCCCUUUUCCUCAGGAGACCAUAGAAACGUUGACUCCCCCUCAACCCGAACCAAGAAGGAGACCUAUGUCAAGAACUCCGUCUGCUGGUUCCCUCUCGGCUGGUCAACGUUCCCGUUCUAGUUCCUUGGGAGAGAAGACAACAGGAAGAGGAGAAGUGGGAACUAAAGAAGGGAGCAGGAGCACUGGGCAGAGAGUCCAAGCAAUAGCACCUCAUGUCUCUGGCUCCAACCAGACCCUUUUGCAAUUCAACGUUGGCGACAUUGUCACCGUGCUGAUACCGGAUGCACAAAAUGGCUGGUUGUAUGGCAAGCUGGAAGGUACAUCCAUGAGUGGCUGGUUUCCAGAGGCUUUUGUGAAAACAUUGGAGGAAGCAAGGGACUCCGAGGAGAUAGCAACAAGAGCCUUCCCUUUGCGGAGCAGUCACAGCAUCGAGGACCUCCUGGAUCGGCCCAGCGCCCCUCCUGCCAGGGACCACUGGCACAACCACAGCCGGCCCCAGUCCCCAAGCCCUUCUCUUCCAUUAAUGGCACCAGGCAGUCGUCGGAGCAGCACGAGUAAUGCAGCAAGCACCACGGACAACAAGAAGCCAGCAGGAUUGGAGCAUCCUCCGGAACUGUUCCCUAAAGGCACCAACCCUUUUGCCACAGUCAAACUGCGCCCAACUGUGACCAAUGAUCGAUCAGCGCCCAUCAUCAAAUGAAAGCUGGCUAUGGAUUCGAGUCAUUGGUGGCAUUCAAAGAUGUACAGGACGCUUCUUCUUCGUCUUGAACAUGGGUCAACAUCAUGUGCAGAAUGGAUUCUCUUAAGUGAAAAUGGGGCAGACUUUCAGCCUGUCAUAUUGUACCUGCUUUGAUCUGGGACUUCGGUUCUUUUUGCUACAUUCUUUUUAGACAGGGUUGGGAAAGUUGGGGAUCUUGUUGAUGAAAUACAAUUCCCAUCAUCCCUCACCAUUGUCAGGGGAUGAUGAGAAUGGGGGUCCAACAGUAUAUUUAGGAUCUUUCAGUAUGGUUGUUUAUGUUUCCACACAAUGUGCAUUUGUUGGCAUGCGUUUUGCAAAGAUUGUUUUUUGUUCUGCUGUUGAAGGCAUCACAUUUUCUGAGUGAUCAGAGGUUAAUAGUUUGUCUUUGGGAGGAUACCAUACAUUUCCUAGCCAAAACAGUAUCUUUAUGCCUUUUGUGUAGUCUGUGAUCGUAAGAAUGUGAUGAACACUCAUAGGGUAGCAAGUAAUUUCAGAGUUACAUAACAUAUUAUAUGCAAGGGUUUAAGGUGAUAAUAUCUACAUUUUAUUCAAAUGCAACCAAGUCUGAAUAUGAUUGUAACAGUGACACUAUGAAAGGGGAGUAGGUUGAAAAAAAGUCCUAAUCUUGACUGGCUCCUAAUAUUAGCUCCAUUCAUGAAAAAAUAUAUAAUAAACUUUAUGUUUUUCUGCUAGGGAGAGCCCAUAACAACAUUGGGGAAGGGUUUAAAUUGGGAAAAUACUUCAAUUUGGAGAUUAAGAAUCUGUGGCCCUCCAAAUGUUGUUGGACUGCAGCUCCCAUCAGGUCUAGUUGUCAUAACCGAUGCUAAGAGAGGAUGGAACUUGCAAUCCAACAACAUUGUGGGAAAGGGCACAUAUUCCCCAGUAUCUUCCUUCUCCACCAGCCCAGCUCUAGCCAUGGCUGGCAGAUCAUGUGGAUGCUUGGAAGUAAAAGCAAAACAUGCAGAGAAUGAGUCGUAUUUGGCCUUCAGUAGAAAAGUUGCACCAUUCCAUACAUCCCAGCCACAUUCCAUUAAUUGCUACUCAGUUUUACAACAUGUUCCUGUUUAGUUUUUGGGGAAUAGGAUUUGUAUGAGUUGCUGCCCAACCCAUAAAAAAACCACAUACCUGGAUUAUUAAUUUUUAAGAGUUAAGACUUUAAAAAUGUGCUUCGAGGCCAUGCCUAUCCUGCAGAUUUUUAAAAUUCUUGGUGAAAGGUAGCAAGGCUGUUCCUUGUUUCCAGCAUAUGUUAUGACUAAUACUUAUAUGUAGAUGGGAUUCAUGAUUAAUGCUGCUGAAAUGUAACUUAUAUAAUGAGCAGUGGAUAAAAAUACAGGCAGAAUCUUCAUGAAACAUGGUUUUGGUCUAUGCUUGAGAGGGGAGAAGGAUUGCUUGGCCCUUCAGAUGUUGUUAGAUGUCAGCUCCCAUCAGCCCAAACUAUCAUAGCUAAUAGUAUGGGAUGAUGGGAAUUACAAUCCACCCCCAUUUGGAGGAUUACAUGAUCCUUUCUGCACUCCCAGGAUAUGUUUAAGAGGGCAAAUUAUGAAUAUAGAGCACAGAAAUUUAAAAUCACAAAUACCACAGAGAGCUGAAUUUGGACGGUCUUCCUAUUGAGUCCACAUCUGGUGGCAAACUUGGGUUUGUUGCUGUUUAAUGUAUGAAAGAGUUUUAAUACAGUGAAAGAGGUUAAUGCAGGCAUGGGCAAACUUGGGCGCUCCAGGUGUUUUGGACUUCAACUCCCACCAUUCCUAACAGCCUCAGGCCCCUUCCUUUUCCCCCUCAGCCGCUUAAGCGGCUGAGGGGGAAAAGGAAAGGGCCUGAGGCUGUUAGGAAUGGUGGGAGUUGAAGUCCAAAACACCUGGAGCGCUCAAGUUUGCCCAUGUCUGGGUGAAGCCUAUAUAUUUAAAGAUGGCAACCUUAUGUUGUGCCCACCUUGAUAAGCAGGAUUUGGAAUAGCUCUUGAAUUCAUUAGGGAGCUGCAGUUGCAUUGCCUAGUUUUCUUCUCUCCUUCUCCUUCUUUCCUUUCUUCUGUAAAUAGUAAUAACAAAACUGUUUUGUAAAAUAAAUAAAUAAAAAAUCACACCAUC